Molecule: messenger RNA, 1233 nt
Organism: Cladophialophora yegresii CBS 114405
Lineage: Eukaryota; Fungi; Ascomycota; Eurotiomycetes; Chaetothyriales; Herpotrichiellaceae
Exons: 3
Coding region: 1-1233 (410 amino acids)
Source: RefSeq, a predicted model, not a curated record
AUGGCCAACAAACCUGCCCUGCUAGCCAUCCUCGUCGGAUUUGCAGCCCUCUUUUGGCAACUUCUCCUUCGUGAUGCCAUCUACAAUGGUGCAGGACUUGGUCGCAAAGUACAGCCAAUCUCAGACUUUCCAUACAGAUGUCAUCGCGUAAGCGGAGACCCCAACAUCCAAGCUUGCGAGGAUAUGUGGCUGGACCAGAAGUCCAGGACGUUGUAUCUGGCGUGCUCGGACUCGAUGGCGAGAAAACAGUGGAUGCCAAACAUCCAUCGGCUCAAUGCUUCGGCGCGAGCACUGAACGACCAUGUCGUGGCCAUGGAUAUCGACAGCCCGACUGGGGAAGGAGGAUAUGCUUACCGCGUUCUGAAAACACCCGGUUUUGCUGGCGUAGAUGGCGACGGGCGGAUCCACGUCGUAGGCAUGACCGGCACAACUUCAGCCUACGGGGUCAAGACCCAGAUCUGGCUGGUCAAUGCAAGACCCUCGGUGAAUGCGAAGACAGGAGAACUCCUCGACAACACUGCUACUGGAGCAAAUUCGACGAUUGAGGUUUUUGAGACGCAGCAGGGGUCUGAUAGCGUGGUACACCUGCGGACAUAUGCUGACCCACAGAUUGCGACCCCGAAUAACGUCGCUGUGGCAGAAGAUGGCGGAUUCUUCUUUACAAACGAUCACGGGCCUCACAAGGUCGGCUGGCAACAUCACUUGUCCAGUUUCAUUGGAACGGGCGACGUCUCCUACUGCUCGUCAGCGGGCGUGUGCAAGAAAGUUGCUCACGGCUUCAAAUUUCCCAAUGGUCUGCACCUUGGCAGCGACGGCCUCCUCUAUGUGCCCAGUGCGGCUAUAGGAGGCAUCACCGUGUUCAGGCCGAAGCCCGAUGGUUCACUGCUUCGGGUACACUUCAUCGACCUGGAUUAUCCCCUUGACAACCUGUCCGAGGACAGCAACGGGGACAUCUAUGCCGCCGCCUUACCCAAGGGCAUGCAAUCACUGGCUGCUUUCGAAGACCCUUUGAACCAGAAGAGUGCACCUGCCGCGGUGUGGCGAGUAAGGAGGUUGAAUAGAGACGUCCCGAACAAGUACCAGUAUGAGUUGACAAAAGUCAUUGAAGAUGCUGAAGGGGAGCUUCUGCCGAGUACGACCACAUGUGUUCAUGAUGCGAAGACGGGAAGGCUAUUCCUGAGCGGUGAGUUGAGCCUCCACGCCAAUCCUCGUCCUAGUGGAUACCCUAACUAA